UGUAAUGGCUCCGUUCUCCACUAGAUGGCGCUGCUUAGCUUACUGGGGUGGAUUCUUGAGGCGCUUGUAGGUGCGUAUGCGCAUGCGCGGAAGCAUUGCCCGUGGCAUCACCCUGUUACCCACUGUGUUGUAUCAGAUCUGAUCUCCGCGAGCAAUCGCGCACCUGUCCUUUGUCUUCAGCUUCCAUCCACUCCCUGCUUUUACACAGUCCGUGACCAAGCCCCAGGCAACACCUCCCUCCUGAGUUUCGUCUCAGAUGCGGCUGUUUUUCCCCGACCCUUACUUCUGAGGGACUGCGGCUUUGACCCAUUAGGCCGCUCUGCAGGAGGGUCUCACCAAGCAAUGGCCAGGUGCUGGCCGCACCCAGGAACAUUUGCUGGACCGGGCUGCUGCCGAUGCCCAGAGACUGCGGCCGGGUGCCAGCCCGCCCCAGAAAAAGUUUGCAAGAUGGUGUAGCAUCAGAAUUUCAGGGAUUAUGGAAAAUCACAACACACAUCUGGCACCAGUCUUCACCCUUAAUGACCUUGUUCCAGCACCAGCGAAUGUGGUUGUUCUCCUGGGUCCACUGGGGCCUUAUCUUUGGGGGACCACACAGCCUCUACCAGGUGUCCUCCCAGCAGGGCAACCACCUCUCCCGUGCGGCCUGAAGAACCCUGGACUCCACUCUGCUCCUGGGGAUUCGCCUUUCUCACCAGAGCACUGCCAGCGCUCCCAGUCGGGAGGUGCGGCCCAGGGAGGGGCCAGGAGCGGGAACGUGCCCGGUGCUGCCCAGUCUUUGUCUGCUGCCUCCGGAUGCACAGCGAUGGGGGAAUGGACCAUCUUGGAGAGGCUGCUGGAAGCCGCGGUGCAGCAGCACUCCACUAUGAUCGGGAGGAUCCUGUUGACUGUGGUGGUGAUCUUCCGGAUCCUCAUUGUGGCCAUUGUGGGGGAGACGGUGUACGAUGAUGAGCAGACCAUGUUUGUGUGCAACACCCUGCAGCCCGGCUGUAACCAGGCCUGCUAUGACCGCGCCUUCCCCAUCUCCCACAUUCGUUACUGGGUCUUCCAGAUCAUAAUGGUGUGUACCCCGAGUCUCUGCUUCAUCACCUACUCUGUGCACCAGUCUGCCAAACAGCGAGAACGCCGCUACUCUACUGUCUUCCUAACCCUGGACAGGGAGCCCCCUGAGUCCAUGGGGGGUCCUGGAGGAACUGGGGGUGGAGGCAGUGGUGGUGGCAAACGAGAUGAUAAGAAGUUGCAAAAUGCCAUUGUCAAUGGGGUGCUGCAGAACACAGAGAACACCAGCAAGGAGACAGAGCCAGAUUGUUUAGAGGUUAAGGAGCUGACCCCACACCCAUCAGGGCUGCGCACUGCUGCACGAUCCAAGCUCCGAAGGCAGGAAGGCAUCUCCCGCUUCUACAUUAUCCAAGUGGUGUUCAGAAAUGCCCUGGAGAUUGGGUUUCUGGUAGGCCAAUACUUUCUCUAUGGCUUCAGUGUCCCAGGGUUGUAUGAGUGUGACCGCUACCCCUGCAUCAAGGAGGUGGAAUGUUAUGUGUCCCGGCCUACUGAGAAGACUGUCUUUUUAGUGUUCAUGUUUGCCGUGAGUGGCAUCUGUGUUGUGCUCAACCUGGCUGAACUCAACCACCUGGGAUGGCGCAAGAUCAAGUUGGCCGUGCGAGGGGCCCAGGCCAAGAGGAAGUCAGUCUAUGAGAUCCGCAACAAGGACCUGCCCCGGGUCAGUGUUCCCAAUUUUGGCAGGACUCAGUCCAGUGACUCUGCCUAUGUGUGAAGGGGCAGCUUCACACAUAGGGCCUGGGGAAUGAAAUCUGCCCCAAGGCAGAUGACUACUCAGAGAGAGUGGCUGUAUCUGCCCUCAUUUGCCAUUGAGCUAUAGGACAAGACUAGUUAAGAGAAGACCCUGCAUCAAUGGGAGAGGAGAGAAAGUAGAGCCAUUACCACAGGUCACACCAUUGGUUCCUACAGAGACCACUGCGCAGAGUGAUGAGAUGGAUGAGUCGGACUUCUUUGGGCCUUUUCGCUGAUGGCCCAGUCUGAUCCUGCCAACAGUGUGCUUGCACAGCUACCAAGUAGGACUUAGCUCCACUGAGCUCAAUAUCCUGGUGAAUGGCAUUAACAAAUACUUCAUCGGUCCAAAAUUUGUGACCUAUCUCAACACGUCCCUUCAUCCUGGGCUGCAGGACAAACAUCCUUGAGGCAUCUUUCGUGUACCUCCCCCAUCAGCAUGCUCCUCUCCUUCAACCCAGGAUAGCAUGCCAGCUUUUUUCUGAAUCUAGCCUUACAGUAGACCUAAUAUGGUUUAUCUGCAAGCUAGAGGGAAUUACAUGGGGUGCUUUUUGGAGAUUGGCCAUGGCAGAGGUUCGCAUUCAAGCCCCAUCUGACAAGCCCUUAGUCACUAUGAAAACCUUAGGAAUGUCUCAGUAUUUCCAAUUUUCUAACUCAAACUGCACUGGUGCUGUUUAUUAGG
Felis catus (domestic cat) is the source of this 2464-nucleotide messenger RNA. RefSeq names its product gap junction protein delta 2 (gene GJD2). Gene Ontology annotation, biological process: cell communication. The transcript is spliced from 3 exons. Lineage: Eukaryota; Metazoa; Chordata; Mammalia; Carnivora; Felidae. The record is from RefSeq and is a predicted model, not a curated record. Gene Ontology annotation, cellular component: connexin complex. Bases 476 to 1768 code for a protein of 430 amino acids.